This is a messenger RNA of Contarinia nasturtii (swede midge), 962 nucleotides long. RefSeq names its product ribosomal RNA processing protein 36 homolog. The transcript has 3 exons. NCBI's taxonomy places the organism in Eukaryota, Metazoa, Arthropoda, Insecta, Diptera, Cecidomyiidae. Gene Ontology annotation, cellular component: 90S preribosome; nucleolus. Bases 129 to 923 code for a protein of 264 amino acids. Gene Ontology annotation, biological process: maturation of SSU-rRNA from tricistronic rRNA transcript (SSU-rRNA, 5.8S rRNA, LSU-rRNA). The record is from RefSeq and is a predicted model, not a curated record.
CAUAUCAAUGGGACAUGUGGUUGAGUCAAGUCGUUUCGAUUCAUUUGUUUACAAUACACAAAACAACAAAGAAGUACAUCAUACAUUCAUUGUCGUUUAAAAACUGAAAGAAAACCAAUUUGAAAAACAUGGAAUGGGAAGAACAGGAUCAAACAAAUGAAUCCAAUAGUGAAUCGAAUGCAGAUAAUUCGAGUAGUGAUGACGAAAACAAUGAAGACGAUGGAGAUACUCAAAACGAUAGAAGUACGAUUCGUUCUGAAUUGAAAUCAAUGUCAUUUGCCGAAUUGCUGAAACUCAAAGACGAGCUCGGCUCAAAAGUAUAUAACGAAGCACUGUUUGGUGAAGAUUCAAUACCAAAGAAGCGAAAAAAGGGCGCCAACCAAACAAAUGCAUUUAAGCGCGAGAAUAAGAAUCGACCACGAGAAAUUUCGGCAAAAAAACAAGUGCCACUCCUUGGCAAAGUGAAAAAAUCGAAAAAUGAUGCGACAGGACCGCGUGAUCCGCGCUUCGACAUUAAAUGCGGCGAUUUUGACAGAGACAAAUUCAAAACUGAUUACAACUUUGUUAAUGAAAUCCGAGAAAAAGAAAUUACCGAAUUGAAGGGCCAAUUGAAACAGUUGAAGAGUGAUCAAGCGGAGGAAAAGGAAAAGGUUAAAUUAGUAUUGCAACGAAUGCAAAAUCAAAAUUUAGAAGAGAAAAAACUGCAAGAGCGUAAACAAGCCAGAACAUUGGAAAAGAAAAAGAACAAAAACGCAAUUGGAAAUGAGCGAAAACCAUUUUUCAUUUCGAAACGUGAGCAAAACGCACAAGAUUUGGUCAAACAGUUUGAAGAGCUUAAAAAAGCGGGCAAAUUAAACAAACAUCUAGAGAAACGACGCAAAAAGAAUUUAGUACGAGAUCGAAAAAAAUACAAUUUUGAUUAAUCAAAUAGCCAUUAUCCAAAAAUGAGAAAUAAACAAAUA